AGUACAAAAAACACACUUUUCCCUCCUUACACCCUCUUCUUCUUCUUCUUCUCUCUCUGUGUCUUCCUUCGUAAGAAAAACAACAACAAACCCAGACUCCCUCUCUCUCUCUCUCUAACAGCUCGGUGGUCCGUACAGUCUUCUCCAAUGGCGGCGUCUGAGUUUUUUCUCAUGUCCGUACUCUUAGCCCUAACAUUCACCGCAAUCGAAGCAGAGCUGCCGCUCCCAAACGACGGCGUUUCGUCGGAUUCCGGCGUCUCUGGUGAACUCGAGCUUCUCGACUCCAAAUUCGCUUCCCUAGCAUUGAUGCAAAAGAUGGUUCAAGAGAAAUUGGAAAUCGUUGCGUCGUUACAGAGCGAGAUAGAGUUGCUUCAGGAAUCUUUGGACGGCAAGGAGGGCGUGAGUAAGUCAGAUAGGCAAGCUGGUGAACUUGAGAAGCAAGUUGAGAGAUUAAGGAAGGACAUAGAGAUGCAAAAUAAGAAAAAAGAUGGAUUAGGAGCCCGGGCGAGCAUAGCAGAGAACAAAAUCCAGAAACUGAAUUCAAAACUACAAAAACUUCAUAAUGUUAAUUAUGAACAAGAGAACAGAAUUCGCAAAACUGAGCAUCUUCUUCAAGUGGCAGAGGAAGAACUAAUGAUGGCAGAAGUGGAAACUGAUUUAAUAUCUGAAGGGUUGAACAAGGCCCAUAUAGAGUGGCUUCCAGAUUGGCUUUCGGUUCAUUUAGACCAUAUUCAGUUGUACAUGGUGUCUUCCUGGAACGAGUCUUGGGGACCAGCCAUGGAUCUGUCACUUCAAAAGGCAUUAGAAAAGAAAGCUCAAUUUAUGGAUUGGGUUAAGCUACAAACUGAGAUGAUUACAGUGGACUGGAUACCAAUAUUGAAGGAACAAUGGUCGGCAUUUCUAACCUUUCUUAAACCGCUUGUUCAAUCAUUGACAAGAAAAAUUGCUCAUCUGUACCAUGAAUCCAAGAGUUCAAUAGCACCAUACGCUUUCAAAGUGCUAAAAGACCUAUGUUCCUACGCCCAGGACUGGAUCCCGAUUUUGAAGGAACAGUGGUCCACAUUUAUGUCUUCUCUUCAACCGCGUCUCCAGAUACUAGCCCCAACUAUUGUUGAUGUGUACCAUGCAUCAAAAAGCUUUAUGGCACAUGUGUUCAAGGUUCUAGAAAACCUAUUUUCUUACACUCAAGAAGCUAAGAAGUUUGUCGAGGCGUACAUGCCUCGAAUUGCAGUAGUAACAAGAUCUUGUUUCGAUAAAGCGUUCUUCGUCUUGAAGUGGUAUAUCGUAAACCUAUUCCGCGCAUGUUGGAAGUUCAUAACAGUUUCAACUUUGUUCCAUCAUCAGGUCCAAGGAAUGCUAAAAAAUAUUGCGGUCGUACGGCCAGUGGCAAACAUGGGGAUUGUUUGGUUUGUGGUAUGUGCUUCUGAGCCACUGCUUUUUUGGGCUUGCCUGCUCUUUUUCUGUUUACAUUGUGCUCAGCUGUUUUCAGGAGGACGAAGAAGCAUAUUCGGAGUUCGAAUACAAACCACACGCGUCGUAGGUCCAAACAGGCUCAUCCUGAUAAGUGAGAUUUUAGACAGAAAAUCUCAACCAGCCCAAGGAAAAAAAUUUUGCUCGAAACCUGAGAGGAAAGGUUUUGUUUAGAAAGCUGGGUGGCAGAAGUAAACAGGACUUUCUACAUGAAGCAAAUUUUAGGUGUAUGCUGGCAUUAUCAAUUGACUAGGAAAUGAAUAAAAGAUUUGGGCAAGACAACCGGGAAGAUAUAUAUAUAUAUAUAUAUAUAUAUAUUUCUUUAUCCUGUGGCUGCUUCAUUAUCCAUCCAAGCUUCUCAUGAUUUCUGUUACAUAUUUGUGCAUUGAUUCCCUAUCUUCGAGGAAUCCUGUCUUGUAUCUCAUUAUGAUUAAGCAGGGAAAGUACAA
Molecule: messenger RNA, 1919 nt
Organism: Morus notabilis
Lineage: Eukaryota; Viridiplantae; Streptophyta; Magnoliopsida; Rosales; Moraceae
Exons: 16
Coding region: 148-1644 (498 amino acids)
Source: RefSeq, a predicted model, not a curated record